Verruconis gallopava is the source of this 1750-nucleotide messenger RNA. RefSeq lists its product as uncharacterized. The record is from RefSeq and is a predicted model, not a curated record. NCBI's taxonomy places the organism in Eukaryota, Fungi, Ascomycota, Dothideomycetes, Venturiales, Sympoventuriaceae. The transcript has 2 exons. The coding region runs from base 1 to 1539 and encodes 512 amino acids.
AUGGCGUCUCGCCGCACCUAUGGUGCAUUGGACGAUCAUCCGCAACAUUACGCUGUGCCUGCCUAUAAUCCAAGCGACUAUCGUGGUCAACAACUAGCCCCAGUUGAUAGAUACUUGUCGGCUGCUCCAUUCUAUGAAACAUAUCCUCUAGGUUCAAGGAGACCGGUUAACCAGGACUUGACAUUUGCUGUCUCUGCCGUCUCGCCCGGACUACCUGGAGAACCUACUCAUCAUCGUGAUUCCGCUGCGAGCAUACUACUGGAUCGGUUCUUCGGCCGUCGACCACAGUCACCUACUCUGCUGCAAGCAGUUAUAACUCAGGCUCCGCAAUCUUACCGUCCUGGAACCACCGCUGCUGCUCUGGCGUCACCGGCAAUUCAGUGCGUUUCACCGCCGGUGACACCAGGUCUUCCACUGCUGAGAGGAAAUCAUCAGUAUAUUCCACCACCUCCUCCGGGUCCACCGCCAAGAGAGUCAAGAUGGCCUCAAACACAUUCAGAACUCAAAGAAAUAACCGUGCCGCCGACAAAACAUGAAAAAGAGCCCGAAUCUGUGUCUGUGGAAGCAGCUACCAACGCAUUUCGCCAGCCAGCUAGGGGUCAGCCACCCCGUCCAUUGAGAGAUCGUGAACUUGUUACAGAGUUUCCAAAAGUACCGUCGUAUCCAACUCCGAGACGUGAAUGUUUCGAUCUCCCGCAUGUUCCUCAGAUGAAGUCCCCGCCAUUAGGAAAACGUUCUAAGCGUGCUCCACCACCGAUUGAUGUUCAUCUUGCCUCGGGCUCGGCGACUUACAGAGAAAAACCAGCGAAAAGUGCACCAAUACAACAACAUGGACAUGUAGUGUCCAAAGAUAUCUACAAUACUCCAGAAGAAUCAGCAGUUAGACAACAUGACAUGCAAAAUUUGCCUCAAACUGCUGGUUUACCUGUAGUACGGGUGAUGAAACCUGCUCCCAUAUCCCCUAAUCGCGGUGUACAACUUCCUGCUCUUAACACGAACAUUGUCAAGAUUCAAUCUAGAAGUGUUCCCUUGGAGAUUGCAAGCUCACCUUCCAAGUCACCUCUAGCAGUCAUGCCCAAAUCACCCAUUGCUCUAAGUCGAAAUAGUAGUUCCUCAACGCCACCGAUGUGGUCACCCGAAACACCGAGAGCAAUGUCCUUUGAUUUUCCCUUGAUAAUAGGCGACGAUACUCCCUCGGUACGUAGUAUUACGUGGUCUGAUACCAGGCGAGAGACAAUCAUUGAAGAGGAUGUCCAAGAGCAGACUCCCAUGGAGUUGGGCCCACCACGAGGACGCAUCUGCGCUUCCGAUUCUCAUAUUCGGGCCCGAAGCUUAUCACCACCUGGAUCUGCCUAUCCUAAGGAGUCUUCAUUCAGCUGGGAGCUUGCUGAUCUCAAAACUAAACAUGCAACGGAUGAAGAUUGCCACAACACGCCCCGCAUUCCUCCGCAGCAGAUGAUGGAAGACCACAGCUACAAAUCACAAAACAGCAGUUUCGAUCCACGUCAAACUAUUCUUGGGACGUAUUUCAAACGCUGAAUGAUUGAAAAAGAUUGUUUCUAUUUUGCACGGAUUCGAUUAUUGAACACUUUUGAGCUUAUGACACCCGUUCGCUCAAGUGUGAUGAUCUUUGUGCCCGGCGUUCUCCUCAUUUCAGCAAGGCGUCCAGGUACAUUCAAGUCAAGUUGUGUUUGCUUUGUUUUUUACGUAAGAGCGAGAGCUUAUAGUUAAGUUAGGUGAUAGUGAUUUG